Pseudo-nitzschia multistriata is the source of this 2045-nucleotide messenger RNA. The record is from the annotation of a GenBank genome assembly. NCBI's taxonomy places the organism in Eukaryota, Bacillariophyta, Bacillariophyceae, Bacillariales, Bacillariaceae.
UGACGAUGACAUAACAACAUUUCCAUCUUUUGAUCAAAGAACAAAAAUUUAAAAAUGAAGUUCAGUCUCUUGACCCUUGCCGCCACCGUCGCCACUUCUAGUGCCUUCGCCGUAAGUUUUUCAAGUAAUAAAAGUCAUUGCAGCGGGAAACAAACUGUUUGGCCAUUGCCUGAAACAUGUGUUGCAGCAUCUCUCUUACCAUGCUCUGUCCGUUCUCAACACGAUCGACGAAUAUCUCAUAAUCUGAAAAAUUCAGCCUGCGGCUACCACUCGUUCCACUACUGCCUUGAAUGUUUGGGGAGACAAGGACUAUUUGAUCGCUCCUUCGAUCCUUUCUGCUGAUUUCGCCAGACUUGGUGAAGAAGUCGACAAUGUGUUGGAAGCCGGAGCUGAUGUUGUCCACUUCGACGUCAUGGACAACCACUACGUCCCUAACUUGACUAUUGGACCUAUGGUUUGCAAGGCCCUUCGUGAUCACGGUGUUACUGCCCCCAUUGAUGUCCAUCUCAUGGUCUCCCCUGUCGACGAAUCUAUUAAUGAGUUCAUCUCAGCCGGAGCUUCUUAUAUCACCUUCCACCCUGAGGCCACCUCGCAUGUUGACCGAUCCCUUCAGUUGAUCAAGAACGGAGGCUGCAAGGCUGGACUUGUUUUCAACCCUGCUACUUCUCUCGAUGCUGCGAAGUACGUCAUGGACAAGCUUGACAUCAUCCUUCUCAUGUCUGUCAACCCUGGAUUCGGAGGACAAGCCUUCAUCCCUGCCGUCCUCGAUAAGGCCCGAGAAGCCCGAAAAUUGAUCGACGACAACAAUCUCGACUGCCGUUUGGAAAUUGAUGGAGGAGUCAAGGUUGACAACAUCAAGGAAGUCGCCGAGGCUGGAGUUGACAUGAUGGUUGCCGGAUCUGCUAUCCUCAAGGAACCUCGUACUGUCGAAGCUUACAAAGAAACCAUCGAUGCUAUGCGAGAACAACUAGCUGCUGCAGAGAAAUAAAUGAUCACAAACCUGAUGCGGUCACAACUUUUCAAACUCUGCUACACAUCGCACAUUUUCUAGAAAAAUAAUUUCUUUGUAAAUUAAAAUCAUCGCCAAUGCGAACAAUCUAAUCUAGUACCAAUUGAAAGCAUUCAUUCUCGUAUUGGGAAUAAGAAUUUUCCAAAGUGUACCAAGAAGCUUAUUUUGGAAAACAAUAACAUCCAGUCGUGGCGAACGAAUCAGACGGAUAGUUUCGUCUAUUACCUGUGAAACUGAUCUAGCUCUUGUCUGCUCGAAACCACUGAAAUUGCGUAUAUGAUUUUACCGCCGAGUCCUUUUUGGUAGAUGUGGAAUUCGGGAUGAUUACGCGAAAAUCAACAUUUUGUUUCAUCCCUUCGGACAUUUUCUUGACUUCGUCAGACUACGAUGUAGUCUAUUUCUGCGUCUACGUUUGUGACAUUUCAGUUGAAGAAGGAAAUCCAGUAAUUGCUUCAAUCAGUCUGGGUGAAUUAACUGUGCGAUUGGACGUUUUGAAAUGCAAAGCGAUCAUUUUAUCUCCAGGUACUAUGAAAGUUGUAGAACGAAAACAGGAAAAAUUUAAAAUUCACUUUUGUGUCUUGAAACAUGAAUGCAUCUGUUCUUAGAUACAGAGGCGACAUUUGUUCGUUGCAUCCAUGCAUCGAGCAAUACCAUAUGCCUCGAAUUAUUUUUAUUCGUUCCCACCCACCCAUCCACUUUUUGAUCCGAAUAAGACUAGUGGUAGCAAUACUGAAUGCUCUUCGACAGGUGUGUUGUUCAACAUGCAACUCGCCCAAAGUACAUCUUUUUGGCGCUUUAAACAGUACGUUCACAGUAUCAAAUGCAACUUCAAAAUGAAAUUUUUCCUCAUCCAGUAGUCAUCUGCCAGCUUCAUUUCGAUUUUCCUUGUCACGAUGAAGAUCGCGCACAAUACUUGACACAACUUGCGAUGCACAUUGUCUGGAAUCUAAAACAAGCAGAAAAUACUGGUUUUAACAUAGUGCAAAUAGCUCUGGCAACCAUUUGCAGGCCCAACGUUCCCCCCGGCAAAAAGCUC